Struthio camelus australis is the source of this 3534-nucleotide messenger RNA. Lineage: Eukaryota; Metazoa; Chordata; Aves; Struthioniformes; Struthionidae. The record is from RefSeq and is a predicted model, not a curated record.
GGUGGCAGAUGAUGAGUACUUUUGGAAGAUCCAAAAGCUCCCAAGUCUUCUCUGAGUACAGUGGAAGCUAAGUAAACAUUAUAAGGUGUUCACAAUCAAGUUCAGUUUUAUCCAGAGAAUCAUGGCAGAAGGUGGAUUUGAUCCUUGUGAAUGCAUUUGCUCACAUGAACAUGCAAUGAGAAGACUGAUCAACCUGCUGAGACAAUCACAGUCAUACUGCACAGACACAGAAUGCCUUCAGGAAUUGCCAGGACCAAGUUCCUCCAGUGACAAUGGCAUCAGCUUUGCCAUGAUAAUGGUGGCCUGGAUGGUGAUUGCACUUGUCUUGUUCUUACUGAGGCCUAGUAAUCUGAGAGGAUCCAAUACAGCUGGAAAGCCAACCAGUCCACAUAGUGGACAAGAGCCACCAGCCCCACCUGUGGACUAGAGCUUUCAGUAUUGGAAAAGUUCAGCAGCUAAAACCUUGCACGACCAAAUGAACGAAGUGACCAGAUUACUCUUAAACCCCGUUCGAUGUUGUUUUCUUUUUUCAUUUACAUACAGCGGAGUUAUCAUUCAGCAGUUAUAUUCAUUAACUGCUUUUAGCUACUUAAAGUUAAUUUUUGCUUCAUAUGUAAUUACCAUUUCUAGUAGAUGAUGAUUUGGUUAAAUAAUAAGGCAUUACAGGGUUUUUUUUUGGUUAUUAUUGUAACUGUGGACGUUCUACUUAGCUUCUUUCUGUUACAGCGAUCUUAAUUUCUUUGCAGUGGUUUCUGGUAUUCAUUGAAGGAAAGUGAAAAUCCCUUUGCAUCUAUAAUAAUGGAAGGUUACUGAUCAUUCUUCAGAUUAAUCCCUAUUUUUUCUCCAGUAUAUUUUUGAGAGUUAUAUUAUGGUUGCAAUCAUUAGCUUAGUUAUGUGGUGAAAAAAAAAAAAAAAGAAAUUAUUUUGUAUCUGCCCUCAGUUCAGAGCAGCUUUUAGUCAGGUCUUUGGACCACUAACAUAGUUUUCAGGGUUGUUGGCAAAAGCAUGGAUUGUCCACUAGAAUUAAAGUACGUGUGUAUGCGUGCAAAGAAGUGAAUGUGAUAAUUGCCUUUGCAUAUAUAUUGGGAACUUGACACAAAAGAUUAUACCACCACCAAAAAUGAAAUUAACUUAAUCUUUUCAUUAAUAAAUUAUAUAUCUUAUUCAAUAUAUUGUCAAAAACAAUUUAUUCCAAAAACUGAUUUGUUUACUUGUAGAUUUUAUGAAAAGAGAAAACUAGUGACAAGAACUUGGUAGAAUUUUCUGUCCUGAAUAUGGUCUUUUAAUAAUUAGUAUCAUAGCAAAUUUGUAGCCAUGAUAUAAUGGACAGGAUGAAAUCAUACCAACAGGUUACCAACUUCUGAAAUACCACGCCUAGUGGAUGUUCAGAUUUUUUCACCUGUAUGUUAUCAGCAAUUCCUAACAUUUCAUCCUUAUUUACUGGUUGUAAAUGUAGAAUAACAAAAUUGCGGGUGACCAUAUAAGGCAUUUCUUUUCCCUCUAAUAUUUGUGUGUGUGUGUGUGUGUGUGUGGUAUGUGUUUGUUUGUGAUUGUGUGUGUGUGUGGCUGUGCACAUAACUGUGCACAUCUCCCAUUUUAGCAAAUGGGAAUGACUUUUUUAUGUACAUUAAUUUAAGGACAUUUUAAAGAUGUACAGAAAAGUGACACUGUAUAUUUUUCUUGAUUAAUUUGAAAAAAUUGAUGAGAAUAAUGUAAAGAGCAUUUUUAUGUUACCAACAUGGAGCUUCUUUCUUUAAAGGUCGGUAGAAAGGCAUAUGGGAAUUCAGAGCCUUGCUCUACAAACUUUUAUUUCAUGAGGAUUUUAGUUACGAAGCUGAAGGGACUAACUGUUCACAUGCGUAAAGGUUUGUAUUAACGGGCUCUAACAAAAUCUCACGUUGGAUCCCAUGGUUGAUAGACACAGGGUUUUCCUCCUCAGGGUAAAUGACAGGUCAGCUAAGCCUCCUUGAAAGGGUAUAACGUGGACCUGAAGAAAGGCGUCUGUAAUUUGACAUAAUUGUCCAUUGAAUUUCUGUGGAACAGUGUGCUCCCAAGCAAUACAUAGGAGCGCAUGUUAAACAAAAGUGAAGAGGAUUGGACCAGAUGCUCUCAGUCACAUCAGUGCAAUGCCAUGUAAAGCGAUGGAGUUGCAGCUGAGAAACUGAGAGUGUUUGUCCUACUGUGUCUAAUGGUGUACAGGCCACAAACACUGUGUAAAGAUGUCACUGGGACAUGCAAUCUGACCGUGGUUGUAUUUUGCCUUCCUUGUACGUUUGUGUUUGGGAUAAUAUUUUGAACAGAAUAAGUCAUACAGCAUCAUCUUCUUGCACCAACAAGAAAACAGAAAUAAUCUACUACACUGGCCUUUUCUCUGAUGAGAACUUUUGACCAGAAUUCUUCACUAUUGGAUGCAUAAAGCAAGCUUCUAAUUGAUUAAAUAACUAACUAAAACAGGCCUCAUUUCAGGCAAAAGGAGCCAUUCCUGGUCUUGUUGAAGUCAAUGAGAUUUACAGCAGAUGCUCCUCACUUUUAAGGAUCGUUCUUGCACCCAGCUCUAACGAUCUUGGCAAAUUAACUUUUUGUUCAGAUAAAUGUUAUGUUUCACAUUUGAGUGAACUGUCUUUGUUUGAAAUUCCUCUUAAGUAAUUGUCCCAGUGAUUUUAUACAUGUAUGCUUUCCUCAUGUAAAUUGCUAUUUUAAAUUUUCUAUGUAAAAGAAGAACAUUGGCAAUAUUUUAUUGUAAAAUCUUUUACUAAAGAGCCAGGCCACUAUCCCACAUCAAAACGUAUGCCUUUUAAAUUCAGAGAUACUCUCUUCGGGACAUAACCUUCAGAUCGCCACUCUCUAAUUAAAGUAAAAGUAAAUUAUUAUAAGACUGUAUUUUGCCACUCUUAUUCAUGUUAAAUAGUGCCUUACUCAUCAAGUAGUUGCACUGAAGUUUGUGGGACUACUCUGAGAUAAUGUACUAGUAGCAGCUUUAGUAAGGGUGGCAGAAAUCUGGCCUUUAGUGAUGUAGUUUGCGAUGAAAUAAUUGUAUCGUGGUUGCAGAUGUUUGUGGUAAAUUUUGAAAAGAAGUGUGGGAGAGAUUAAUGGGAUGUGAAGCUUCAGGAUAUGAUUAAUUGUGUAAUAAGGGUUUUAAGCUCAGUUGGUAAGAGACAAAUUGUAGCAACUUGGGAAGUAUGGAGGACAGUUUACAGUUAUACUUUAGCUUAGAACUUUGUUAAAACAAUAGUAUUUUUAGAGUCUGCUUAACACAAUUAUUAUACUCUGAAUUGAGAAAUCAUAUGUAUUCGUUUAUUGUCUGCAGAUCACUUAGCCUUGUAAUGUUCAUUAUUGAAAAAGGAAGAGUGAUGAUGUGAUGUACCUAAUGUAAAUUGGUGGUUUAAAAUGUCUGAAUUAUGCCAAACAAAAAUCAUCUGUGCCAUUUGCAGUUUCCCAGUAAUCUUUUACUGAGUACUCGGAUUGGGAUAAAGGGCUUGUACUAUGCACUUUUUAUUGACUUAACAAAAUAAAUAGCAAACAUUAGUAACCUUU